This is a messenger RNA of Nylanderia fulva, 1441 nucleotides long. Its product is annotated as WD repeat-containing protein 55 homolog. The record is from RefSeq and is a predicted model, not a curated record. Gene Ontology annotation, molecular function: protein binding. Lineage: Eukaryota; Metazoa; Arthropoda; Insecta; Hymenoptera; Formicidae.
UAUAUAAUAUUAUUGGAGAUUUUAUAUAAAAAGAAGAAAACAUUUUAAAAACACCAAUAAAUUCGUCUUUGUUAAAAUGCACUGGAAAAUGGGAAAAUUAUUAGAUAAUGUGAUAUCUGAUGAUAUCGAUAUAAGCGAUGAAGAUAUAAGCAGUGAUGAGGUUUCGAUUGAAUCCUCUUCAUUAUCAUCAGAUAGUGAUAACGAUAGGGUUUCUGAUGUCGAAGAAUCGAAAGCUGGAACAUCUGCUUUAGCUGAUGGGUUAUCUUCUCAUCGAGGCAACACUAAUGAAAUGGGUAACUUGGAUAACUCGGAUGAAGAGAAUGAAGUUGUCAAGGCUAUAUUAGAUGCAAAGCAAUUGUGCAGAAAUCAUCCACCGUCAAUUAUAUUAGAAGAUAUGAUAACAGACAUAUGUUUCCAUCCUGCGGCAGAUUAUAUAGGUGUAGCUAGUAUUACGGGAGAUAUAUUUAUGUAUAAGUAUAAUAAUGAAGAGACUAAUCUUGUAUCAACCAUAGAGCUGCAUCUUAAAGCUUGCCGGGACAUUGAGUUCAGUGAGGAUGGACGAUCAUUAUUCUCAGCUGGAAAAGAUUUAUGUAUAGGAAUAACUGAUGUAGAAACUGAAAUGUUAACUAGAAUAUAUGAGAAAGCUCAUGAGCAACCUAUAUAUAAAAUGACUAUAAUCAAUCAGCACGUGUUUGCAACAGGCGACGACGAUGGUGUAAUAAAAUUGUGGGAUCUUAGACGAAAGGAAAAUGAACCGAUAUUUUCCAUAAAGGAGGUGGAAGAUUAUAUUAGUGCGAUGAUAACCAACAGAGAUGCCAAGUAUUUGGUUUGUGCUAGCGGAGACGGCUGUCUAACGACUCUAAAUAUACCAGAAAGAAAAAUGCACAUACAGUCUGAGGAGUAUGAUGAGGAACUGACCUGUCUUGGUUUAUUUAAAUCUGAAAGUAAAUUAUUAGCAGCUAGUAGUAAAGGAAAAAUGUAUGUAUACAAUUGGGGUGAAUUUGGACUACAUUCGGAUGAAUUUCCAAACGCUACAAAGAUACCCAUAAAUUGUAUGAUCCCUGUUACGGAAAAUGUUGUUAUAACUGGAGGAGAGAACGGGAUAGUUAGGGCGACUAGUUUGUUUCCUCAUCGUCAACUCGGCAUAGUAGGACAACAUGACUUUUCUGUCGAGACACUUGAUAUAAAUAAAGAUGGAACUUUAAUAGCGUCCUCGUCCCACAAUAAUGAUAUAAAAUUCUGGAAUGUACAAUAUUUCGAAACAUUAAAUGUUACUGAGCCUGUAAAAGGUGGAAAGCAAAAGAGGAUGAAACACAAUCUGCCAAGCAGUCAAAUCAAUAAUCGAUCUGAUUUCUUUGCCGAAUUAUAAUUUUAACAGUUUAAUGUAACAAAGUAACAAAAUUUGUACUAUCAAGAAAUAAAAACGAAUAAUAUUAUGAAA